This is a messenger RNA of Nyctereutes procyonoides (raccoon dog), 698 nucleotides long. Its product is annotated as cytochrome b5-like. The record is from RefSeq and is a predicted model, not a curated record. The transcript has 2 exons. Gene Ontology annotation, molecular function: heme binding. NCBI's taxonomy places the organism in Eukaryota, Metazoa, Chordata, Mammalia, Carnivora, Canidae. Gene Ontology annotation, cellular component: mitochondrial outer membrane; intracellular membrane-bounded organelle. The coding region runs from base 1 to 519 and encodes 172 amino acids.
AUGGAGUGGGCAGUCUCAGAAAGCAGCAGCAUGUCCCAGAUGCUGGCAGGGUUGAAUAGAGGAGGAAGAACCUCUUACCAGAAUUGCUGCAGAAGAAUCUCGGCUUUGAGCCUGCCGCUUUCUGAAACGGCCGAGCAGUCGGACCAGACCGUCAAGUACUACACCCUGGAAGAGAUCCAGAAGCACAACCACAGCAAGAGCACCUGGUUGAUCCUGCACCACAAGGUGUACGAUUUGACCAAGUUUUUGGAGGAGCAUCCUGGUGGGGAAGAAGUAUUAAGGGAACAAGCUGGAGGGGAUGCUACUGAAAAUUUCGAGGAUGUGGGGCACUCUACAGAUGCCAGAGAAUUGUCCAAAACAUUCAUCAUUGGGGAACUUCAUCCGGAUGACAGAGCAAAGAUAAACAAGCCUUCGGAAACUCUCAUUACUACUGUUGAUUCUAAUUCCAGCUGGUGGACCAACUGGGUGAUCCCAGCCAUCUCAGCACUGAUGUAUCACUUCUACACAGCGGAAGAUUAAACACGUUCUCAGAAGCCAAUGAAAGAAAAGACUGCUUUGGACCGGAGAGAAAGAAGCCAAUGCUAACUGCUUCAACUGACAGAAACUUUCACCCCAAAAAUAAUUUUAAUACACCAGUUUCCCUUUCUCCUACUUUGAAUCAAAUCAAAAGAGAACUCUUCUGUUCUUUCUACUCCUGA